Molecule: messenger RNA, 1047 nt
Organism: Penicillium crustosum
Lineage: Eukaryota; Fungi; Ascomycota; Eurotiomycetes; Eurotiales; Aspergillaceae
Product: inositol-pentakisphosphate 2-kinase
Exons: 2
Coding region: 1-1047 (348 amino acids)
Biological process (GO): inositol phosphate biosynthetic process
Cellular component (GO): nucleus
Molecular function (GO): inositol-1,3,4,5,6-pentakisphosphate 2-kinase activity; ATP binding
Source: RefSeq, a predicted model, not a curated record
AUGACCAAACCCAAUCUACUUGAACUCCCCUCGGGGGUUCAGCUCGUCUACCUCGCCGAGGGAGGAGCAAAUGUGAUUUAUCGAUUUGUCCGGAUUCCACUCGCCAAAAAAGACCCUAAGAGGCCAUUAUCUCCACCUGCACACGACCCGGAUCAUUGCCACCUACCAACCCAACUGAAGGGAAAAUUACUCCGACUCCGCAAAGAAACCGCGGCCGACAUCUCCUACACGGAGAUUGCCCGUAACUUCGACACCAUCAUCCGACCGUUAUUCAACCCGGAAGAACUAGUCGACCAAACCCUCAUCAGACUCCCAGAGGGACUCCUCACCAGCUGCAACGAGCAACUCCGCAUCGCCGAACUAAAUGGCGCGCGUCCCAAGAAACGCCAUGGCAGCUAUCUCUGUCUACACGAGCCGUUCGGCUUGCUCAUCACCGACAUGACGACGGCCGGAGACCCAGGCGCCAUCCUAGCCGAGCUGAAACCGAAAUGGCUCAACCAGUCGCCAUCAGCGCCCGCGACAGCACAUCGGUGUCGGACAUGUGCGCUGAGGGAGAUGAAAAACAGAGAAUCCCAACUCCAAGGCCUGAAAGAGCAGCGGUCGUUCUGUCCGCUGGAUCUGAUGUCGGAGCAGUAUGACAAUGUGCUGCGGGCGACGGGGCUGAUCAAGGGGUGCAAGGACCGAUCGCGACUGGCUCGGAUUUUGUAUCGGAACCCGACACUACAGAGACUGCAGUCGUUGCAGAAGACUGAGAGGGAGGUCGGGUUGCAGGGUCCGUCUGCGCAAUCUCGGGAGAUGUCGCUGGCGAUGACGCUGCGGGACUGUACGAUGUUUAUCAAGAUCCCACAUGACGAAAAGUCACCUGUUGAAAUUCGUCUUGGUGACCUCGAUCUGAAGACAGGCGCUGGCGGGAAAGCUGGCUACUGGCGAGACCUGGAAACACGGUUGAUUGAUCAGGGCUGGUAUCGGGGAAGCAAUAUCAGUCAAAAUUCGGGCGACUGCGCUUUGCAUAGCCCACGAAGACCCUCCCAGUCUCAUUUGGUAUAA